CGUCGGGGGCGCUGCUGCGGGCGCUGCUGCUGGGGCUGGCGCUCGCGCUCCCCCUGGCGGCGGGGCCGGGCCCGCCCGGCGGCAGCAGCAGCAGCGUGAUCCUGGGCAUGCGGCUGGAGGGCACCAGCAAGCCGGUGGCCCCGGCGGCCGACGGGGGCGUCAUCCAGGUGACCGAGGGCAGCCAGGUGCAGCUGCGGCUCUUCGGCUGGGCAUCCGGCCACACCGGGGAGCUGGUGGCCUUCGCCGAGCUGGGUGCCUGGGCCAACGCCAGCGCCGAGGGCAACGCCAGCGCCGAGGCCGGCUGCCCCGAGCCCACCCAGGACCUGGUGGUGCAGCCCCGCAUGGACGACACGCGCGACGCCUCGGGGCUGCUGCACGUGCAAGUGCAGCCCCUGCGCAAGAACGAGCGGGUCAAGAUCUACGUGCUGUGCACCAAGCGCGGCCCUGGCCAGCCCUGGCUGCAGCACCCGGGCAGCGACGGCCGCCUCAUGGUGGUGGAGGAGAAGAAGUCGCUGCUGCCCCUCUGGUUCCAGAUCAUCCUCAUCCUCUGCCUCCUGGUGCUCUCCGGCAUGUUCAGCGGCCUCAACCUGGGCCUCAUGGCGCUGGACCCCAUGGAGCUGCGCAUCGUGCAGAACUGCGGCACCAACAAGGAGAAGCGCUACGCCCGCAAGAUCGAGCCCAUCCGCAGGAAGGGCAACUACCUGCUCUGCUCCUUGCUGCUGGGCAACGUGCUGGUGAACACCACCCUCACCAUCCUACUGGACGACCUGAUCGGCUCCGGCUUCGGCGCCGUCAUCGCCUCCACCAUCGGCAUCGUCAUCUUCGGCGAGAUCGUGCCGCAGGCCCUCUGCUCCCGGCACGGCCUGGCCGUGGGCGCCAACACCAUCGGCAUCACCAAGCUCUUCAUGCUGGUGACGUUCCCCCUCUCCUUCCCCAUCAGCAAGCUCCUGGACUGCGUCUUGGGCCAGGAGAUCGGCACCGUCUAUAACCGUGAGAAGCUGGUCGAGAUGCUGAAGGUGACGGAGCCCUACAACGAUCUGGUCAAGGAGGAGCUCAACAUGAUCCAGGGAGCGCUGGAGCUCCGGACUAAGACAGUGGAGGAUGUCAUGACUCCGCUCCACGAUUGCUUCAUGAUCAACAGCGACGCCAUCCUGGACUUCAACACAAUGUCGGAGAUCAUGGAGAGCGGCUACACCCGCAUCCCGGUCUAUGAGGAGGAGCGCUCCAACAUCGUGGACAUCCUCUACGUCAAGGACCUGGCCUUUGUGGACCCUGACGAUUGCACCCCCCUCAAGACCAUCACCAAGUUCUACAACCACCCCGUCCAUUUCGUCUUCCACGACACCAAGCUGGAUGCUAUGCUGGAGGAGUUCAAACCAGGCAAAUCACACCUGGCCAUCGUGCAGAAGGUGAACAGCGAGGGCGAGGGCGACCCCUUCUACGAGGUGCUGGGGCUGGUGACGCUGGAGGACGUCAUCGAGGAGAUCAUCAAGUCGGAGAUCCUGGACGAGUCGGACAUGUACACUGACAACCGCACGCGCAAGCGUGUCACCAACCAGAAGAACAAGAGGGAUUUCUCCGCCUUCAAGGACUCCGACAGUGAGCUCAAGGUGAAGGUCUCGCCCCAGCUGCUCCUGGCCGCACACCGCUUCCUCGCCACAGAGGUGACGCUCUUCAUGCCGACCCUCAUCUCAGAGAAGAUCCUUCUGCGGCUUCUCAGACACCCCGAUGUCAUCCAUGAGCUCAAGUUCGAUGAGGAGAACAAGAAAUCGCCCCGGCAUUUCCUGUACCACAGGAACAAGCCGGCCGACUACUUCAUCCUCAUCCUGCAGGGGAAGGUGGAGGUGGAAGCCGGCAAGGAGAACAUGAAGUUUGAGACGGGAGCCUUCUCCUAUUACGGUGUGAUGGCGCUGAGCUUGCCCCCGCAGCUGGAGCUGCGCUCCCUGUCCCACAUGAGCAGCCUGAACCGCUCGGCGUCGCUCAGCUACCAUGAGCGCUCAGACUCCAUCGCCUCCCCCAUCAGUGGCAGCAGCAACCAGCUCAACGUGGGCACCAGCCCCCAGUACAUCUCCGACUUCAGCGUCCGCGCCCUCAUGGACCUGCAGUUUGUCAAGAUUACGCGCCAGCAGUACCAGAACGGCCUGAUGGCCUCCCUGGACAGCUGCCCUCAGUCUCCGGACUGCAGUGCCCUCAAAAUGGACAUCAACUUGACAGACAAGGCGGAGCCCUUGGGGGCCGACGAGACCACCAGCCUGCUGAACGAGAGGAACUGCCUGGACCGCAGGAGCAGCCACAGUCCCCAGGAGAACUCCAUCUGAGCCUGGCACAGGGCCCCGCCGGCGCCCCCGCCAGGACACUUCACACCCUUCGGGGUGGGGAGCCUUUCCCCGCGUCCAAAUAGCUCUGUCUAGAGAUCCCUCCCUCUAUGAGACACUUUGAUCUCCUGGGGCAGCCCCCCUGCCAGCGUUGGUGAGGAUGUGGGUUCGUGGCACCGUGACCACGCUGGGAUGCAAAAGGGAAUUCUCCACCCCUUUCCCCAAAAUGGGCCCUGGAGCUGUUGGAUCCCAGGGACCGACUUUAUCUCGGCCUGGGCCAAGCGUGGACUGGGGCAGGGAGGGUCACUCCGCAGAGAAUUUAUAAAGGGAGCCCAUGGGCUGCUGUUUCUAAACUGGCUUUUAUUUAAUGAAUAAAGAUGGAAACAAAGGGACGAGCUCUCAAACCCCAGGCCGUGCCUGGAGUGCCCCCGCCGAGAGCAGCUACGCUCACCCGCUUGGCACCUCAGCAUGGCCCCUUGCACUCCCCCCGCAGCAUGGCCCUGGUUCAUGUCACACCCUCCCCACCCUCGGUCCAGCAGCAGAUCAGUCCUUGGCCAUCCCGCCUGGGGAGGGGACAGCGAUGGGCCCGGGCAGCAGCUGCCAGAGGUGAGAGUCGCUGGCCCAGCUCAGGGAGCCUUGGUGUCUCAUAGGUUUCUUUUUGUUGUUGUUGUUGCCGGGCGGUUGGGAGUGCGAAGCAGCCAGCACUGGAGUUGGCCACAAUCAGGGUGGUUGGAACCCGUCCUGGCCGGGCACUGGCCUUGCAGAGCGCUUCGUGCAUCCGGCUCAUUUGGCGCGUCUCAGAGAUGGAGCCCAGCACGUGUCCAGGAUUCAGCUGGGGUUGUGGGGCCAGGCUCAAGGGGUACUUCUCACCCCAAGCGCUGGCCACGGAGCGGGGUGGCGCUGGCCGGGUUUCUGCAUCGCUUCAACGGACAUGGUGCGGGUAGUGUUGUGAGCGCGGGUGUGAAUGGGCUGGGUGGGAGUGGAGGGACCAGGCCUUGGGGGGGGUGGUCAGUGAACUGCCCCCUCCGGCCGACAUGGCUUGUGAGGGGACCGUUGGUUUUGUCCCUGCUUGGCCGGAUUCUGCUCUCGCCUUCGUGGGGUUUGCUGCGUCAGUGGGGUACUUUAUGCGCACCCACCUGAGGUCUGGCUCGGUUGGGACAGACACCUGGGCUUCUCCACCCACCCACCUCAUUCAGCUCUCCUUUGCGCCUGUGUCAGUCCAGAUUUACCCUGUUGACUCACUAGCUGAGCCCGAUUGACACCGGAGUAACUGAGAGCAGUGGGUCAGCCUGUGUCCUCGUGAGGCAGCAGAGACCAAACCAGUGUAGCUUGUCCCCUCCCACAGGCUCAGGGACCUAUGGUGCCCCCACCUGUCUGUGUCCCCGUGGCUGCUGUUUGAGCUAGCUGGGAGCCCUGGCCUGGGGCAGCGCCGGGAGAGAGGGCUGGGCAGAGAAUGCUGCCCUAGAGAGUCAGCUUUUCCUCCAAACCAACCUGGCUUCUGAGCAAUAAUCACUCGGGGGAUGCUCCUUGGCAGGGCAGGGCAGGGCAGGCUCCCCUGGGUGCCCCGACUCCCCAGGCAGGUGGAUGGGUGUAAUGGGGCUGUAGCAUGACACUGGAGGGACUGGAAGGGGCAGGGCCUUGGCAGGGCAGCCCCCAUGCUCAGAAGCUCCUCUGGACAGCCAGGGAUGCCCAUUUGUCCUGCACCCCAGCUGUCCCUUGGAGGUGCAGAGACCUCAGUGCAUCAGGGCUCCUUGGCCCCCCAGCCGUGCUGCAGCAUUGGGGCGGGUCGGGUUCGCUCUGCCGGGGGCUCCUGGACCCUCUGGCUGGGGAUGCUGCUCAGGCAGGUUCGUCGGCUCACCAGCCAAGGAGCCCUUUGUAGCAGGCUCUCAGGAAGCUUGUGAGGGGGUGUAGCUGGCACCCGCCUGGGCGUGUCCUGCAGGUUGGCUGAGGGGGCUGUGGCGUGGGGGGGAGGAGGGCAGAGCCCUGCCUGGGGCUGGGGGGCUGACCUAGCCCUUGCUGGCCUCUGGCCUCUCUAGGGUGCGGGGGUUGCAUGGGAGCUGCUGUAGCUGGCUGGUUCACACUCCCCAUUGACAGACCAAGGGGCAGGGUGUCUGUGGGCACAAGCUGGCCCAGGGGCACAGCCUCUCCUCAGUGGAUCCGGGUCUUCCCAGCAGGGCAUAACUGCUCCGCUGGGGGGACGGGACCUUCAGGGAGGGUCAACAAUGCCAGAGCCCUGGGAUCCCUCUGUCCCUGCCCGGUGCCAGGGCGGCCUUUCUGGCUAGGGCCUCCUGUUUGAACUCCAGCCCGCUCUCCAUUUUCAACCAAAUCCGGGCACUCCACCCCAGAGACUAGGUCAGUUCAGGCGGCCCCCUUGGGAGACUGCAGAGCGCUCAGCUCCUCACGCCCCGCUCUUGGCUCUGGCUGAAAGGGGAAGAGCAAGGUGCUCUGGCGGGGCCAAUCACUACAUCUGGGCGUCAGCAGAAAUUAAAUGUAAUUGUUCAUUUGUAAUGCUUCUCGGCAGCCCCAUGUAGCUGGGGGGCGGGGGAGGACGUUGGACAGAUCUGGGUGGUUUUAAGGCAAAUUUUAAAGAAAUGGUUGGGUUCGUGUGUUUCCAGUUGCUUAAAUUAACCCGAAAUAUAUGGAUAUGCAAUGAGUUCUAGGAUGUAACUAAAUCUGCUAUUCCACUCCUCAGAGUGACUUUGUCUGAGCGGUAUUCGGUGAUUCCUGCUUUGGCUCAGUCUCCAGGUCAGAUCUGCGUUUAGGCCACUCUAGGGUGGACAGCAGAAUUAACCCAUGGUACACGAGAGCUGGUGCCCUGGUCGUCAUGCUGUGGUAUUUGAUCAAAUAAGCGCCCCAGCUGUUGAUGUGUUUAUGGAAUUGUUCACCUCGCAGGGGGACCUCACCUGACCCGUCUUUGUCUUUCCCGCACCGAGGCUUUAAACGGACUCUAGACGUUAGCGCCAACAAGGACUGCUGCUUAUAGGCCCCAGAGAACUUUCCUACUGGUGUCCUUGAUUACCUGGGUGAGUCGAAACCUUGUAAAAUUGAUGUGGAUGUUCUGACACCACGUGCUCAGGGUUAGAAGAAUCGGGUCGGUUGCCUCUGCCACCAGUGAUACAGUACUCCUGCUUCUGAGCUCUUCAUAGGGCAAUUGUACCUUACCCCAAAACAUACUGGAGGGACCUUAGCAGUCUCCUCAGACCAUGACGUUGCGAUAGGGAAGCAACUCUUCAUACUGUUGGAUUUAUUCUCUUGGGAGUUAACGGUGCACAUAGAACAAAUAUUGCACACUGAUGUCUUGCAUGCUGAUGUUUUUAAAUGGGUACUGCACAGCAUAUGCUGGCUGGCUUCCACAGUCGAGUUCGGAUCUGGAGCCCUUGUUUGGGAUCUGGGAACAGUGCUGGGUAUGUUUUGUUGGUGAGGGAAGCUCCUCGGGGUCUAAGCAGAACUAGAGAGUCUGUUCCACAGUCCUCCUUGGCAAGAUGGAGGGAUGUCAGAAAAGCCCCCUUUGCAGAUCCUCAGAGACGUCUCUACAGAGACAGUUGAAUUUUCUGUGAAGUUUCUGAAGUUUGUUUUCUUGGGGGAAAAAUGGCUCUCCUGCUCCUAACCUUUAAAGUUGGAGUCAUCCUGACCUGGAAAAAAUUCCCCCUUCAUCCCCACCAGAGCCGAGCGCUCCUGGGAAGUGUCUAGUCACCGUUUUGUUGGUGUAGAAUCUUCUAGCUGGGGGACAGAUGAACUCCAGUUUGACUCUCCAAUUCCAGGCAGUGUUCAGCUCUGGCAGGCGGAAAAAUCUUCCUUUGAAUUGUAAACUGAGCCAGCUCAGCUUCCUGGUCCACCUCUUCCAGUUUCCUGGGCUAAUUACAGAGAGACCUUUGGUCCCCCAAAAGUCUCUCAUCCCCUUUCAUGAUAACCACCAUCAAAAUGUGAAGGAAAGCCAUUCAGUACAUAGACACAGCUCCAGAGUUCCCCCAAACUCCCCCCCCUUAGGGUGCCCCAGGGUGAAGGGUGUUUGGGACAAUAAGAUGAGCGCUCUGGUAAUGGAUUGGCACAGGGAGCUGGUCUUUUGAGGGAAAACAAGCCAUUUUUACAUAGUCACUCUUCCGUGUAGAAGCACCCUGUAAAACAGCGGUUCAAUUGGUCUCGGUUUCCAUUGGUUUCCAAGGCAGCCUGAAUUUUCUUAUUCUUGAUCUGCCUCUUGGUGCUCUGCCUGCAGCUGGGAUCACCUCCUGUGUCAUUACGACGACAGCCCCAAAAGAGACAUUCUCGUUGGUGUCAUCUAGGCUGCUAUUAAAACCAGGUUUGCUGCAGUAAAGUUAGACAGGGAGAGUCUGGCCUUCCCUUUCUUUGCUCCUUGUGUGACCGCGUAUGUCUGGGAAUGAGGGGUGCGGGAAGUCACCUACAGCAUGGGUGGAGAAUUCAGGGUUGGUCGUUUUCCGCCCUCUCGACAGGUGACACCAGGUGGUGCAGAGAGGCGAAGGAUCAGGCCCGGGCCCUGUGCUGUGUAUGGAUUUGGAGCAGAUGGGUUUACUGCACUCUGGCUCUGCUCAGUCACUGGCUCUCCAGGGGAAUUUGCCAUCACUCUAGCCCAGGCUUUUGGCAACAGCUGUUGGAACAUGCCUCUCACGUGGGCCCAUGGGCUGGGGAGAUCCGUAGGCAGUAGACCAUGGCUCCAUUUAUGUACUGUACCGUCUUGAUGAAGUUUUCGUUUGACUCCCUGCAGCCAAGGUGCCAAGCAGCAGUGAGAAGCUGUGUCCUUCCCGAGCAUGCUCCAUGGAUUGACUCGCUGAAUUCUGCCGCUGACAGAUUUGCUGCAUCUCUUCUCAGCGCUGUAUUCUGGGGGUGGGACCCCUUGUGUAGGAAAAGGUCCUGCAGCUGUCAGAGUGGCUGCAUGUCUGGGGCACAGGACUGGGGCUCUGUAGACGUAGGUGUUAAUUCCAGCUCUGCCACUGACCAGCUGUGUGACCGUGGGCAAAUCCCUUCCCCUUCCUGUGCCUCAGUUUCCCCAUCUUUGGAACUGAUGAAACUCUCCUAAGUUAUAUGGGGCUAUAUAGUAAAGCAGCAUCAGAACAUGUAGUAUUUCUUCUCACUCCAGCACUACACAGCACUGCAGGAUCUGUUGGGUUUAAUACAGGGCUUUCUCAAACCCUGUCCGAUACAUACCAUUUCUCAGCUGGUUUGGACACUGGUGCCAGUAUUUUGAUUGCACCCUCCCAAAUGGGAGGGGGCCCUUUGGUGCGUGAACGUGCUCAGUCUGUGAGCAGAGCUAGUGACCAAAGCUCCCAGGCGGCUCCUCAGAUUUCACUGAGAGGCUGGUCCCAUUGACACAUACAGAGCCGCAGGCCUUUAUUGCAGACAAAUGGGAUGGGGGUGCGGAGGGGGGAUCCGAGGGGAAAUGAAUCUGGCCAGGUUAGAGAAGACGCUGGGAAGGGAAAGGAUGUUAAGAAAUCCUUAUGCAAUUGGAUCCAGAGCAGACCCUUGUAAAGUAACAGAGGUACCAUAUAUGAGCCACCUACCUGGACUGGGUUGCAGGAUUGGGGCCGACCUAGCUCGCUGCUCAGCAAUCUGAAAGGAAAACUCCAGUGAUGGGACUUUUUGCCAGGAUUUCCCAAUUCUCCCAUCUGCAGAAUGGGCUUUUUAAUUUCCUUAUAUUGCAUUUAAUUCUAACAGUAUGUUUCCCAUUGAAGUUCAGUAGCAGAUAGACUCUAUGCCUCUCCAGUCACCCUUCCUGAGAAGUACGGCUCCCUCCUUGUCAGAGUCUGAGCCAUCCAUUGCCAUAGACGUGCCACAGCUUGCACAGGGGUUUUCUGAGUGCAUCGUUGUCCCUUGGAAUUUCUUCCUUUUCUCUGUACAAGUCUUUCGCUUGCCGUCGCUUUUGUCUGAUUUUUAAUGUUCUGAUUGUGUGUGAAGUUUUUUUUUAUUCCAGACAAAAGCACCGUGGUUUCCAAAUGCUGCCCACUGGGGGUGACUUUAUGUAAUUUAUUGUGUGGAGGUUAUUUUUUAAAUUAAGUUUUUAAAAUCCGUUCUUAUCAGGAGAGAUUCUAGAGAUUUAAAAAAAAAACAGUUCGUUUUUUUUUAAAGAAGAAAUAUUUCUCUACAACGUUUGAUUGGAAAAAAGCUGGUGUUUUCUUCUGAAGCCUCUUUCUCCGAUCACUCGUGAGUUUGUGCAUGGAAACACCUAUGUUAAUGUCACCUGUCUUGUCUGAGGUCUAUUGGCAGCAGCUCUUUGAGCAGGCAGUUAGUUAUGUGCCGAUUUAAAUUAAAAAACACAGACAGCUCCUUUUUCGGUACGUGUUAUUUCCUGUUCUGUUGGAGACCAGGAAGUGACCUCAGAAGGGAUGAUGCUUCACCCAUGGUCAUGUUUCUCAUCACUCUGGCUCCAGUCCAGGAAAGCAUCUCCUACAUUCAGGACAGCACCUAAGCAUGUGCUUAAACCCCUUUGGAGUCCCUGGGAGUAAAGCACAUGGUUAACGUUAAGCACAUAUGUCCAUGUUUUCCUGAAUCGGAGCUGCAUGCACAUCUGUAACUCCAUUGACUUCAGUGGGUUGAUUCGCUUGGUAACUGUUCUCUCCAGUGACUUCAGAGGACUGACUCCUAAUCUGUGCUGUUGUGAGAGUAGAAUCGAGUCACUCGGGCCCUUGGUUAUCAGAGACUCGACCUGUUAGGAGGAGCAAAUCGAUUCUGUUUAAAAGCCCAAUUGAUGUUCUCUCAGUAGCUUUCAGAGUCGUGUUCAGCUUUUAUCCAGGAUACUACAGUCUCCAUGAAACAACGCCUCCACCAAGCACAGGGGACUGGGUUUGCACACAGCGCUGCUGGCACCAAAGUGCAGAACAGAGCGAGGGCAUGGUCGAUCCAGAUCAGACCUUGUCCCCACUGAGAUCUCUGGGUGGAACCCAAUGCUUGGCUCCAAAUGCCCUCGAAUGUUGUGGCCGUUCCAUAGUCUGUGGGCUUGAUUCUGCCCUGCCCUGCAUACAGGCAGUUACACCACUGCAGAGUAGGUAUAAAGAAUUGCAUUCAGAUUUGGCGGCAUUUUAUACUCUCUCGUGCACAGUGUGAGUGACUGCACAAGGGGCAGGGCAGGAGAGAAUCACACACACAUCCUGUGCAGGGAAUUUUAGUUCCUCCGUGCCAGUUGUCUCCUCUCUCCUGAGCAAUCCCGAUUCCGCUGGCUUUCCUCCUCCCUAGUCAAUCAGCAAUAACCCCCACACUGGACUCCCCGGCGUUGCUGGCUUUGAAUCACUGAUGGGGCCAAGGCGGGGAGAUCCAAAUACUGUAGACGGCCAUGCCAGGUAGCAAAUGACUAAUAUUUAUUUUGCACCAGAUUUAAUUUGUAUAUGUUUGUGAUUAUUUGGGGGAUCUUUGUUUCUUGUAUAUUUUUUUUCAUUGUUCUGAGUUGUGCCCUUUUGGGAGGGGAUUUGGUUGUGUUUCAUUUUUGAGUCUGCGUCUCUUGUCACUAAGAAAUUAUGAUAUUUGCUAAAUGAAAUAUGGAAUUUAUUUUUUUGAUUGGGUAAUAAAUAUCUCUCUAUA
Molecule: messenger RNA, 9839 nt
Organism: Dermochelys coriacea (leatherback sea turtle)
Lineage: Eukaryota; Metazoa; Chordata; Testudines; Dermochelyidae
Gene: CNNM4
Product: cyclin and CBS domain divalent metal cation transport mediator 4
Biological process (GO): magnesium ion homeostasis; magnesium ion transport
Cellular component (GO): plasma membrane
Molecular function (GO): sodium ion transmembrane transporter activity; magnesium ion transmembrane transporter activity
Source: RefSeq, a predicted model, not a curated record